AUGUCUGCAGCAUACACUACUCCAUCACCACAGCAUCUGCAAAAUUGGUCAAUAGAAAGAUGCGGAAAUGGACCAGAAAAGUUGCAGAAAAAUUCCAUCAAUUCAAAUACUCUUAACAGGCAUAUGCGUUUCAAUGCUAUUAACGAUAACGUGGAAGAAAGCAAAGAUCUCAUCCUUUACAAUUCACAAUCUCUUUCUUUUCCUGUAAUACCGCAAUUAUGGUAUACUCCUCAACCUUUUAUACCGUAUUACUUCACCUCAUCACCGCCACAGUAUUCCCCGUUCAUACCAUAUCUGUCUUAUUAUUCGAAUGCAACGCCAAAGAUUCGACAACAGAAAUAUCAAAGCAAGAAAAUGUGUAAGUCAAGUAAAACUCAUUUCUGGUGUGCCGGAAUAGCUCAACUGUUGUGGACAAUAGUCGUGAUAAUUGCGGUUGGAUUGCUCGCAAUUUUAAUACUUGCGCUUUUUAUUGUUUAG
Messenger RNA from Cercopithifilaria johnstoni, 477 nucleotides. NCBI's taxonomy places the organism in Eukaryota, Metazoa, Nematoda, Chromadorea, Rhabditida, Onchocercidae. The record is from the annotation of a GenBank genome assembly.